Molecule: messenger RNA, 822 nt
Organism: Sorex fumeus (smoky shrew)
Lineage: Eukaryota; Metazoa; Chordata; Mammalia; Eulipotyphla; Soricidae
Gene: MRPL11
Product: mitochondrial ribosomal protein L11
Exons: 5
Coding region: 97-675 (192 amino acids)
Biological process (GO): translation
Cellular component (GO): ribosome; mitochondrial large ribosomal subunit
Molecular function (GO): structural constituent of ribosome; large ribosomal subunit rRNA binding
Source: RefSeq, a predicted model, not a curated record
GGCGAGGGCCUUUGACCUCUGACCCAAGAUGGCGGCGCCCAGAGCCGUCGCUCCUGCUGCCGCCCUGGGGUGAACUAAGCCCGGGAACUCGGCGUCAUGUCCAAGUUAAGCCGGGCCACUCGGGCUCUCAAGAAGCCCGAGGCCGGCGGCGUGAUCCGGACCAUCGUGCGGGCGGGCCAGGCCAUGUCCGGGCCGCCUCUGGGGCCCAUCCUGGGUCAGCGGGGCGUGUCCAUCAACCAGUUCUGCAAGGAGUUCAACGAGAUGACCAAGGACAUCAAAGAAGGGAUCCCUCUGCCCACCAAGAUUUUUGUGAAGCCGGACAGGACGUUUGAAAUCAAGAUUGGCCAGCCCACCGUCUCCUACUUCCUGAAAGCUGCAGCGGGCAUUGAGAAGGGGGCCCGGAACACAGGGAAGGAGGUGGCAGGCCUGGUGACCUUGAAGCAUGUGUAUGAGAUCGCCCGCGUCAAGGCCCAGGAUGACGCCUUCGCUCUGCAAGACGUGCCGCUGGCCUCCGUCGUCCGCUCCAUCAUUGGCUCUGCGCGCUCGCUGGGCAUUCGGGUGCUCAAGGACCUCAGUGCGGAGGAGCUGGCCGCUUUCCAGAAGGAACGAGCCGUGUUCCUGGCUGCUCAGAAAGAGGCGGAUUUGGCAGCUCAGGCAGAAGCCGCCAAGAAGUGACCCGACGGCGGGACCUUAAGGGAGCAGCCGGAAGGGGGGACCCUAAGUGGGUGGGGAGGCGAGGACCCCCAAGGCCUCUCCUGACCAGAGUCUCACGUUUCCCCACGGCCAUGGGAGCCAGGCGAAAUAAACAUCUCUGUCACCCUC